Messenger RNA from Colletotrichum graminicola M1.001, 1242 nucleotides. Its product is annotated as aromatic prenyltransferase. NCBI's taxonomy places the organism in Eukaryota, Fungi, Ascomycota, Sordariomycetes, Glomerellales, Glomerellaceae. Gene Ontology annotation, molecular function: transferase activity, transferring alkyl or aryl (other than methyl) groups. Gene Ontology annotation, biological process: alkaloid metabolic process. Bases 1 to 1242 code for a protein of 413 amino acids. The transcript has a single exon. The record is from RefSeq and is a predicted model, not a curated record.
AUGGAAAUCUACCGCCUAACCGUUGUAAAUGAUGCCAAUGGUAGCAUCACUGAAAAGAGCAUCUACAAAGACGCAGUCGCCUCUUCCCCUUCUUCCAAAGGCAGUCCUCUCUUCUCCUCAUGGCUGCCCCUUAUCCACAAUAGCCUCACCUCUCUCCUACGCUGGACGGGGACUUACCCGGCCGAGGUACAGGAGUCCCACCUCGCUUUCGUGCGUGACGUCGUGGUCCCCCGCCUCAAACCGCCUGCCGCGGCCGACAGGCUGUACUACAUCGGGACGCACAGCCAUGGCAUCUACGAAGCAAGCCUCGCCUUUGCGACUCACAAACCAGCCAGGGUGCGUUUCACGGUGCAGCCGCUAGUAGAUCCCAGCCCUGCACAGGGUGGUGAUCUUUUGGGCCAGAAGGCAUUGCGCAACACACUAGAGGGCAUGGCGUCUGCAUGUGGUGCGGACCGCGCGUGGCUGGAUGCCUUUCUUGAUUCCGUCUUCCUCACUGCCGAAGAGGAGCUAACCUUGGUUGGCAAGAGGGGGAUGGACGCCGCCAAUGGAGAUGCUGGUGCUGCUGGUGGGCCGCUGCGGCAGAACGGUUUUGUCGCAUUCGAUCUCGAGGCCGAUAUGGACGAGAACGAGAAAGCGGUCACCGUCAUGAAGACGUAUCUGUUCCCGCAACUCAAGGCCAUCGCAACAGGCCAGAAGACAGUGAAUACGACAGAUUCAAUCGUGAAGCGGCUUGCUGGGGGGGACAAGGAUAUGCUGGCUGCCUGGGAACUGGUUAAAACGUUUCUUAUCACUGACGGCGGGGAAAAGAUCAACUUAGAUUUCCUCGCAAUCGACUGCCUGGCACCCUGCAAGGAGCCUCGCUUCAAGGUAUACGUCUCCACACGCUUCAAGUCGCUUGCCGCGGUCCGUGAAGCCUUCACCCUGGGUGGCCUUCUUCCCAGUUCCUCAGCCGACUUUCUGUCACAAGUUUGGCCCCAGCUCUUGGAUAUGGAAGACAUUCCACAGGCUGAGAUGGAAGACCUGGAAAAGCCGCUCAACAAUCCCGAUAGUCAUCACCAAGGGGUUGGAUUUGCUUUCUCAGUGGUGCCAGGCCAGGCAGUUCCUCAAAUCAAGAUGUACGUGCCUAUGUGGCAGUUCGCACGUGACGAGGCCAGGAUCGUGGAGUGCUACCGGCGUGUACUCCAGACGCAGGGGACGAUGGGGGAUUACGACAUUAACGCUGCUAUCCAGGGCGCCUUGUGA